Zygosaccharomyces rouxii is the source of this 651-nucleotide messenger RNA. RefSeq names its product Mg-dependent acid phosphatase. The transcript has a single exon. Gene Ontology annotation, molecular function: acid phosphatase activity. NCBI's taxonomy places the organism in Eukaryota, Fungi, Ascomycota, Saccharomycetes, Saccharomycetales, Saccharomycetaceae. Bases 1 to 651 code for a protein of 216 amino acids. The record is from RefSeq and is a predicted model, not a curated record.
AUGUUCGAGCACGGGACCUGCAGAAGGAUCGUCAGUCUAAUACUAAUAGUUAUAUGGGCGAUAUGGUUGAAAAAAUCUAAAGUUUUCAUUUUAAAUAUUGAUCAAAUGAGUGACCACAAGAUGAAAUACCCUGACGUUGCAACAUUUGAUUUAGAUUAUACCGUCUGGCCCUGUUAUUGCGAUUCUCACAUUAAUCCUCCAUUAAAACCAAUUCGCAGUUCAAAUGGUGAAGUGAGAACCGUUGUUGAUGCAUCUGGUUAUGAAGUUACAAUUUAUCCUGACAUCUAUAAGAUUUUAUCUGAUUUGAAGCAAAAUGACGUUAAAUUAAUUAGUGCGUCGAGAACAUGGGCUCCUGAUAUCGCUAAGCAAAUGUUGAAGACUUUCAAAAUGUCAUACAACGGUUCUAUUGUCCCAUUAACUGAAAUUUUUGACGUUUCAGAGUGGGGGGAAAGAUCCAAGGUUGGUCACAUUAGAGAUUCAUUCAAGAUAAUUUACGGUGAUACUAAUUUAGACAAGAGAGACAUCUGCCUAUUUGAUGAUGAAGGUAGAAAUAAAGAAGUGGAAAGAUACGGCAUUAAAUUCGUUUACGUUAAAGAUCCUGAGAGAGGUGCUACAUGGAAAUUGUAUCAAGAUUAUUUAAAGAAUAAAUAG